Messenger RNA from Asterias rubens (European starfish), 1377 nucleotides. RefSeq names its product hepatocyte nuclear factor 4-beta-like. The transcript has 7 exons. Bases 1 to 1377 code for a protein of 458 amino acids. NCBI's taxonomy places the organism in Eukaryota, Metazoa, Echinodermata, Asteroidea, Forcipulatida, Asteriidae. Gene Ontology annotation, biological process: anatomical structure development; cell differentiation; positive regulation of transcription by RNA polymerase II. Gene Ontology annotation, cellular component: nucleus. Gene Ontology annotation, molecular function: RNA polymerase II cis-regulatory region sequence-specific DNA binding; nuclear receptor activity; nuclear steroid receptor activity. The record is from RefSeq and is a predicted model, not a curated record.
AUGGGAGAUGCGUUCCAAUAUCCACCAACCGGGGCAGACGACAAGGCCAAUGUACAGAUCUGGCAGACAAAGUUUGUGGGAAGUCCAGAUGUGGACAUGAGUACACCAUCCCUCUGCUCAAUAUGUGGUGACAGAGCGACCGGCAAACACUAUGGUGCAGCAAGCUGUGACGGCUGCAAGGGUUUCUUCCGUCGCAGCGUGCGCAAGAAUCACCAGUACACCUGUCGAUUUAAUCGCAACUGUGUAGUGGACAAGGACAAGAGGAACCAAUGCCGCUAUUGUCGUCUGAAGAAAUGCUUCCGAGCCGGCAUGAAAAAAGAAGCUGUGCAGAAUGAGCGAGAUCGGAUAAGCACAAGGAGGCCAAGCUACGAGGAGAGUCUGAAUACUACAUCGCUAUCAAUCGGUCAGCUCGUCAAUGCAGAAGUAUUAUCACGACAGAUAUCUCCUCAGAUGACCCUGUCCGAUGCAAACCUCACGACGAAGAAGAUUGCCAAUAUGAACGACAUAUGUGAAACGAUGAAGCAACAACUUCUGAUCUUAGUUGAGUGGGCCAAGUACAUCCCUAGCUUCUGUGAGCUUCCACUUGAUGAUCAGGUUGCCCUUCUCAGAGCCCAUGCUGGGGAACAUCUGGUCCUCGGUGCAGCCCAGCGCUCCCUUCCCUUCAAGGACUACCUUAUCAUGGGUCCAGAUACAAUCUUGCCUCGUCACUGCCCGGAUCAGAUGGACAUCAAUCGAGUGGCCAGUCGGGUCCUGGAUGAGUUGGUCAAACCGAUGAGAGACGUCGGACUGGACGAGCAGGAGUUUGCCUGCAUGAAAGCAAUCGUAUUCUUUGAUCCAGACGCCAAAGGUUUGAGUGACUCCAACAAGAUCAAGGCGCUACGCUAUCAGGUGCAGAUCCAUCUAGAAGACUACAUCAACGACCGCCAGUACGAUUCCAGGGGGCGGUUUGGAGAGAUCCUUCUUCUUUUCCCCCCUCUGCAGAGCAUCACUUGGCAGAUGAUUGAGCAGAUACAGUUUGCCAGGCUGUUUGGUGUCGCUAAAGUAGAUAACUUGCUUCAAGAAAUGCUCCUGGGAGGUGCAAGUAAUGACCCAGCCCAGCAGCAGACCCCCGUUGGACCCCACGGCACCCACCUCCCACCGGGUACCGAACACCUUGCUAAUGGUCACACCAGCCACCCGGGCACCCCAAGCUCUCUGACUGCUGCAGUAGCCAGCGCAGCAGCCGCAGUGUCAAGUCCCCACAUGGACAGCUACAAGCUGGGUGUCAAUAGUCCCGGCAGCGCCCAGGUGACACAAGCAGCAGCAGCUGCUGCAGGUCAGCAAGUACAAGGGUCGGUGUCGGUGCCAAUCCAUCUACCUAAGCAGGAGGCCGUGUAG